GAUUCUGCUUGAGUGAAACAACAGGACUGACCACCAACACAAGGGACCGUUCAUGUGAUCUCCAGUUCAUGUGAACUUUGACAACAUCUGCACGUGCAUUUUCUUUGGGACCGCUUGGACUGUUUUUGGCACACUUUUACGCACGCAGCGCAAACUGACUGUCCCGCUCGCAGCUUGAAGAGAUUGUGCAAGAAACUUUUAAUCCGGGCCAUGCUGCGGUGACUUCAUCACUGGGACCUCGAGAUCAAGUUGUAAACAGCAAGAGGCGAGGAAGGAUGCUUGGAAAAUAUUUAUAACGCACCGAGGAGAAGGAGACAAAAUCUUUUCGCGUUACUUGAUCGAGCAAAACCGAGGACAGUAAAUCACAAGGAGGCGAGCGGGCUGCAGAGGUGAAGCGAGGACAAGACAGGUUGGUGUCUCCAAAUUCACCGGGCUCGAGUUUCAAGCGCCCCGGGGGGCUCCUGGUAUUAAAGCGUGCAUUUGACCUGGGAUAAGUUGUCAACAAGAGCAGCGAGCGGAGGCAAACUGGCAGGUGUACAAGUUCAUUUACAUGCAUACGUAUAUUCACGCCACUAUAUAUAGAAGUUGUCUUAGGGACGUGCAGCCUUAAUAAGUUUCUCCACCCACCCGCCAACCCAGCUGCAGUAGCCCCCCACGCACCCGGCGUGUGCGUGCGUCUAUAUAUACACCAUACAGGCUUUGAUUCCUCUUCGCAAUCUGUAUCCGAGAGGGCUGCCCGCCGUCGGUUUGGCUGUGAGGGCAGGAGUCGUCGCAUGGACUGACAUGGCCACCGACCUUGCCAUGAGCGCAGAGCUGCCCAACAGCCCUCUGGCCAUCGAGUACGUCAACGACUUUGACCUGAUGAAAUUUGAGGUCAAGAAGGAGCCGCCAGAGGCCGACCGCUACUGCCACCGCCUCCCGUCCGGCUCCCUCUCCUCCACCCCGAUCAGCACACCCUGCUCCUCCGUGCCUUCCUCGCCCAGCUUCUGCGCCCCGAGCCCGGGCGCGCAGCCCAACCAGGGCCUCGCCAACGGCGUCAACAGCAGCGGCAGCAGCAACAACGGCAGCGGCAACAACAAUCACAACAACGCGGGCAAGCCGCAGCUGGAGGACCUGUACUGGAUCCCCAGCUACCAGCACCACAUCAACCCGGAGGCGCUCAACCUGACCCCGGAGGACGCGGUGGAGGCCCUCAUCGGCAACGCGCACCAUCACCAUCACCACCACCAGGCCUAUGAGGGCUUCCGUGGGCAGCAGUACGUGGGGGAGGAUCUGUCUGCGGCCUCGGCGGCGCACCACCACCAGGCGCACCACCACCACCACCACCACCACCACGGCCACCACGCCCGCCUGGAGGACCGCUUCUCGGACGAGCAGCUGGUCAGCAUGACGGUGCGGGAGCUCAACCGGCAGCUGCGCGGCUUCAGCAAGGAGGAGGUGAUCCGCCUGAAGCAGAAGAGGCGCACCCUGAAGAACCGGGGCUACGCGCAGUCCUGCCGCUUCAAGCGCGUGCAGCAGAGGCACAUGCUGGAGACCGAGAAGUGCACCCUGCAGAACCAAGUGGAGCAGUUGAAGCAGGACGUGGCCCGCCUGGCCAAGGAGAGAGAUCUUUACAAGGAGAAGUACGAGAAGCUGGCCAGCCGGACCUACAAUGCCGGUGGACCUGCGAGCACGAGAGAUCCCUCUGGGAAACAGGCCGAGUUCUUCAUGUGAGAGACUGACCAUUUGUAACAUAGACUCAGACUUGCACCCCAUCCCCCUUUACAAGAACAUCCCCGUCAUAUUAAGUUGUACUUUGCGUUUGUGUUUUGUUUACAGUUAUUUUCUCGACAGGAACGAACCUUUGCGGGCUCCUCCGUGCGCGCAUUUUCAGUCUUAAAAUGUGUUCAGCCCAAACUUCUGCAGCCUGUCAGUUGGACACAUGGGAUCACUUGCCCUGCAGACUUUUUUUUUCUUUCUCUGGCGCAACAGAACAUAGACAAGUCUUACUAAACCACCUGCACGUGCCACUUCGUUUGGGACCCCUGGGACUGUUUGUGGCACACUUUUACGCACGUCUGUGCAACGCCCACUGACUGACCCGACACAGAUUGAUGAGACUGUGCAAGAAACUUUCAAAUCGGGCCAUGCUGCUGUGACUUCAACAAGCUGCCCGGGACCUCGAAAUCAAGUUGUAAAUGACAUUUGACUUGACUGUCUUAAAUCAGAGAGAGAGAGACAGAUUCGUCUUAAAACUGUGGCAAACAUGAUGUUUUGUUAAAAAAAGAAAAGAAAAGAAAGAAAGAAUCGAAGCAGAAGAAGCAAUACACCGCCUCUCUUUACGCACCAGAAAAUCUCAAAAAGACUGUGUGUAUGAGAGAGAGAGAGGUGGUUUGUGAUGCAGAGACCUUUCAAUAAUGCAAGUUCUAAUAGUUCCUCAUCCCUAUUUGCAACCCUGCAUGCAGGACAUGUAUGGUAACCUCCAGUCAUCUCCAAUCCUUCCACAUGUAUGGAAAGCAUGACCCAUGCCACCUUCUCCUGCCUCCUCCUUCUCUGCCAUCAGUACAGGCCUGGGUAUGCAAAAAGCCACAAAAAAUGCCCCCCAUCCCCUUCUCCCACUUUCACCCCAUCUGAAAAGGUGUAAGGACAAACAUGCAAACCAACCUGCUUACUGCGAACAAUGGAUGCGUCUUUAACUAUUUUCAAUCAAGUUUUCUAUUGUUUUAAAAUGGAAAAAAAAACGACAAAAAGAGAUUAUCUGAGCCAGAUUUUAGACUGUAUUUAUUUCCACGUGUACAUAAUGUGUAGAGAAAUGGGUUAACUGUGUUAUUUUACCUUCUCUCUCUGUCUCUCUUUCUAAGAACCUGCUUUUGUUGCUUGGAUUAUUCGAAACGUCUUAAUACAAGUGUUUGUAUGUUACAGCAUGCAAAUCGUCUAUGGUAUCCUCCUCCAUACUGAUCAUGUGUGAAGUCAAAGGCGAACCUAUAAUGCACUAAGAAAAGGUCAAACUGGACAAGUUGUUUUCUACUCAUAGGACCUUUGAUGCGUAAAAAAACUGGAUGUAAAUUUGAGGAAUCCUGCAUUCGCUGCUAAAACUCUAUGCACCAACCUGACGAUUAAAUUAAAAGGUUUAAUAUUUCUUUCCUCAAUUUUGUUCCUUUCUUUCUCUAUUUUUUACUUUAAAUAUUUAUAGACUGAAUUUUCCAUUUCGGGCCUUGCUGUGUUUUCUUCUGCAGCCCGAUGUCUUAAUCGUGUCUGCUUGACUGGUAGUAGAUGCAACUCGAUGCGUUAUUCUGUCAACCAGAACUCGUGUGUUUUCUGCAGCCUAGAUAUAUGUGCAAUAUUGUGCAGAAGCGUGCAGAAGCAGCGUCUGGAAAUGCUCGAAUUUGGGCCAAAAAUCCUCGGAAAAGCUAAAAAAAAUAAACAUUUGAACACCAUUAAUGUAUCUUUUCAACAGAAAUGAAACAUUUAACUCCUGUUCCAAAUUUCGCAAAUCGAAAACCACAAAUUUAUUAUCCUUUAGACUAAUUUAUGAAAAACACUCUGUAAAACUGACUCGGGAAAGGCGUCCUCAAGUGUGUCUCUUUAAUUUUGAUAUUGUGAAUUCGAAUAAUUGUCGAUAAAGUGAGAACAAAUCCUUUUGGGUACUGCUCUAAAUAGAAUGAAAAAACAGCUUCUGCACAGUGCUGUAAAUGUAUAUCUGUACAUAUAAUUUCUAUAUUUAUUCGAUGUCCUGACGUGUCAACAAGUGGAAAAAAAACCUUACAAAAGUUGUUGUUUUCAUAAUGUUUAAUAAAAAGUUCUGUCCCAAAUCUGUCAA
This is a messenger RNA of Salarias fasciatus (jewelled blenny), 3799 nucleotides long. It is a transcript of the gene mafaa, whose product is annotated as MAF bZIP transcription factor Aa. Bases 784 to 1713 code for a protein of 309 amino acids. Gene Ontology annotation, cellular component: nucleus. Gene Ontology annotation, molecular function: RNA polymerase II cis-regulatory region sequence-specific DNA binding; DNA-binding transcription factor activity, RNA polymerase II-specific. The record is from RefSeq and is a predicted model, not a curated record. NCBI's taxonomy places the organism in Eukaryota, Metazoa, Chordata, Actinopteri, Blenniiformes, Blenniidae. Gene Ontology annotation, biological process: regulation of transcription by RNA polymerase II. The transcript has a single exon.